UAGAGUAUUAGACCUUCCCCUACGCUCCCAAUCCCAUCAAAUCCAUCAUCUCCUCUCCUCUGUAGUCUACUCUGCUUCUCUCCGAUCCAUUCCCCCAGUCCUAAACUUUCACCUAUCCCCUCGAACACCCAAGUCCAAAGUCCUAAACUUUCACCUUUGGAUUGUCACCCAUGGACCCACCACCUCCUCCGAAUCCCAAUCCUUAUCCACCGCCGCCCAUCCCCACCUCCGCCGCCACCAUCUCCGCCGUCCCAACCGCCGUGGAACCUGACAACAACGCCGCCGCCGCUCAUGUAGCUGCCAACCCCACUCAUGCUCCUGCCCCUACUUUCAACCACCCUCCUUAUGCUGAGAUGAUAUACACAGCUAUUGCAGCGUUGAAGGAGAGAGACGGGUCGAGCAGGAGAGCUAUAGCUAAGUACAUCGAGCAGGUCUACCCGAGUCUCCCACCAACUCACUCGGCCUUGUUGACUCGCCAUCUCAAACGACUCAAGAACUCUGGUCAUCUUGAGAUGGUCAAGAAGUCGUACAAGAUCCCAGGCCCUCCCAGAUCUGACGCUCCGCCUCCUCCUGCAACCGACUCUCCUGCUCCUACCUCUGUUUCCUCUCCCGGGCAGCCCCGUGGCCGCGGCCGUCCUCCCAAGCCCAAGCCGGAACAGCAGCAGCCACAGUUGAUUGUUUCCCAACCGCAGCAGCAUCAGUAUCAGCAGCACAUUUUGCAACAGCCCAUUCCGAUUCCGCAGCAGCCAAUUCCCAUUCCUCAACAGCCAUUUCCUAUUCCCCAGCAGCCAAUUCCCAUUUCUCACCCGCCAUUUCCCAUUUCUCAACAGUCAUUUCCCAUUUCUCAACAGCCGAUUCCCUUUUCUCAACAGCCAUUUUCCAUUUCUCAACAGCCGAUUUCGGUUUCAAUUCCAAUUCCAAUUCCAAUUCCAAUUCCGCAACAGCCAAUUCCCAUUCCCCAACAACACCCCAUUGUCCAGCCCAAUUUUCAAUCUUUUCCACAGCCCACCCUGCCGCAGCAGAGCUUUCCCGAGCCCAAUGUUCAGCAGCAGCCCAAUUCUCAGCCCAUGCCCGUGGAUGAGCCUAAGAAGCGACCCGGCCGCCCACGCAAAGCUCCGGCAGCCCUUGCCAUAGGGCAGAAUAGCCCGGUUGUGUCAGCCAAGAGGGGCAGGGGUCGUCCACCGGGGUCUAGGAUGUCAAAGAAGAGACCAGGCCGUCCUCCCAAACCCAAGACUGUUUCGAGUGUUUCGGGUUCUAAUGGCCUGGUGAAGAGGAGGCCAGGACGUCCCUCCAAAGCUGAGCCCAGGACUGUGUUUAUUCCAUAUGCUACUAAUGUGCCUAUAAUUGGAGCAUUUGAACAGACCAAUGGGCCCGGUGCAGUAGUCCCACAACCAGCACCAAGGCCCAGAGGUCGGCCCAAGAAGGAUAAGUCGGCUGCCGCCUCUUCUGGUGUGGCCGCCGGCAGUGGUAAGCCACGGGGUAGACCGCCUCUGGUUCCGGGGGUGGAGCGGCCCAAGUUAAGUAGGAGUGGGAGGCCCGUGGGCAGGCCCAAGAAGGAUGCAUCACUGGCAAUAACUGCAGCACCUGAUCCAAAUUUAGCUGCCAAUGCUGAAUUGAAGAGGAAACUGGAAUACUUUCAAUUAAGAGUGGGGGAAGCUGUUGGCGUGCUAAAACCUUUCUUGAACAAUGAAAGCACAGCUGGUGUCGCUGCUGCAAUCCAAGAAUUAGAAGGGCUUGCAACCUUGGACAUCACUGCCCCAUUAAAUAUUGCAACUCAACAGCCAGCGCUCCAAAGUUGAGAAAGCCUUUACUUGUGUUGUACCUGUUUGUGAGAUGAAAAGCACAUAUGAGGUAAAAAAGGGUCUGUAAAGCGAAUAGGAGGUUAGCAUAAACUAACUGUCUUUAUCGGUAGAGAUGAUGACCUUGUCCAUUUAGUUUGUUGUUUGUGCAAUUUUAGAAUGACCCAUGACUCAUUUGUUCCUUUGUACUUUGUGAUUUUUAUUCAAUUUGAGAAUAUUUGAUCAUCUUCAAUUCACUCA
Messenger RNA from Rosa chinensis, 2039 nucleotides. Its product is annotated as ras-associated and pleckstrin homology domains-containing protein 1. The record is from RefSeq and is a predicted model, not a curated record. Gene Ontology annotation, cellular component: nucleus; nucleolus; nucleosome. Gene Ontology annotation, molecular function: nucleosomal DNA binding; double-stranded DNA binding. The coding region runs from base 171 to 1799 and encodes 542 amino acids. The transcript has 4 exons. NCBI's taxonomy places the organism in Eukaryota, Viridiplantae, Streptophyta, Magnoliopsida, Rosales, Rosaceae. Gene Ontology annotation, biological process: nucleosome assembly; chromosome condensation; negative regulation of DNA recombination.